AUGAUACCAGAUAACGUGACAUUAAUUGUAAAAGCGCCAAACCAGCAGAUUGACGAUCAAAAUAUAGAAUGUCAAUCAUCGUGGACCGUGCGCCAGUUGAAGGGGCAUCUCGAAGAAGUAUACCCUAGUAAACCUAGAACAGAAGAACAGAAAAUUAUAUACUCGGGUCAGCUUCUAGACGAUAGUACGAUAUUAAAAGACGUAUUGAGAACUUACGAAAGUCAGAUCGCUCACACAAUGCAUUUGGUUUGCACGCCUAGCCGCAGGGUGGAACCACAACCAGACACCAACACAGACGGCUUGAGGCGGCGAAAUGUGGAGACCACGAAUGCAGCUGAAACAGAAGCACCAACGGAACCACCCAGACCAGAGACCAGACAAAAUGACCAAAAUCAUAACGUCGAAAUGCAGAAUUACUUGAGUUCCUUCGUAAACAAUAACUACGGUAGAGUGCCACCGUAUCCAAAUUAUAAUUUUGGCGAAGGAUACCUACCAGUACCGAAUGAUCCUGCUCAACUCGCUAACCAUAUGAUGGUGAUGCAGCAAGCCUAUUUGCAAUAUAUGCAACAAUAUGCCAACAUGUGGCAAGCAGCCGGAGGAGCCCCAGCAGCGCCGCCGCCCGAGCCUCCCGCGGCAGCGGCCGCGGCCGAAGCUCCCGCAGCUCCUGUCGAAGAACAAGACGAAGCACUUGCUAGGGAUUGGCUGGACCAUCUAUACGCAGCAUCCAGACUUGCCAUAUUGUUCUCCUUGGUCUACCUGUACGGUAGUCCUGCUAGAUUGUUGCUAGUACUGCUGUUAGCUGCUGCGGGAUACCUUCAUCAAAUCGGCUUCUUCCGCGACCUCCACGUGAAUCCACAACAGAACAUAAACCGCCGCGUCGGGCAACCGCAGCAACCACAACAGCCUCAGCAACCAGCCGCCGAAAAUGGCAACCAACCUGCUGAGGGAGCAACUCCACCACCGACCAGUCCCGCAACCAAUAACGAAAACCAACAGUCGUUAUUAGCAGUAACGUGGAUGAUUUUUACUUCGUUCUUCGCAUCGUUGAUUCCUGAUACAAACUAG
Messenger RNA from Arctia plantaginis, 1065 nucleotides. NCBI's taxonomy places the organism in Eukaryota, Metazoa, Arthropoda, Insecta, Lepidoptera, Erebidae. The record is from the annotation of a GenBank genome assembly.